Messenger RNA from Daphnia pulex (common water flea), 1710 nucleotides. RefSeq lists its product as uncharacterized. The coding region runs from base 135 to 1643 and encodes 502 amino acids. Gene Ontology annotation, cellular component: SCF ubiquitin ligase complex. The transcript is spliced from 3 exons. The record is from RefSeq and is a predicted model, not a curated record. Gene Ontology annotation, biological process: SCF-dependent proteasomal ubiquitin-dependent protein catabolic process. NCBI's taxonomy places the organism in Eukaryota, Metazoa, Arthropoda, Branchiopoda, Diplostraca, Daphniidae.
GGGUCGAUCCAGGAAAGAUGUGCGGCUUGUGCCGGCCAAUAUCUCGGAAUUGAUUGAUUUUUUUUUUGUGCUUCUCGAUGAGUUGUGCUGAUUGAGUUGUUUAUCUUGGUUACAUUGAAACAAAAAAGUAUAGGAUGCCUAAAGUGAAGCCGGUCGUUUCACUUUCCUCACAGUGUAUUAACCGUAUUAAAAGCAGUUUAAAAAUGUUUGAAAUUCCCCUCGAUGUUAAUCUUAUAGCAACAUGGAGGGGUAGUCCAUGGGACCGAAAAAGAAAAAGGACUGGCAGCGAGUCCGACAUCAAUCAUUUUCAAACAAUGCCCGUCGUUCUGUUGGAGGCUAUCAUCCAGUCUCUUUGUAGUCGCAAAUAUACGAUGGACUUGAAAUAUUUCAACAUCAGAUUUCUCAUUUCAACCGAGCUUCAAAAGUUAAAUGCUCCCAGUUACCCGUAUGACUAUGAACAAUUCUCAAAUUUCUUCCCCAAACUUGAAAAACUGCAAGUAUUAGUCUUGUGUUAUUCUAAAAUUGACGAUUCUUGUUUAAAAAUCAUAGGGACUUGGUGUAAAAACUUGAGGAUAUUGGAUGUAAAUGAAUGUGAUAAGUUGACGGAUACUGGCCUUGAAUGGUUAGUUCCGAAAACAGCCGAGCUGAGCAAGACCCUCCAGGAAUUGUUGGUGACCUGCCCUGUUGUAACCAAAAAAGGAAUAAUAAUGGCUCUGCAGAAUUGCCCGGCUCUGCGGGUCGUCGAGAAUGACCACAUCUUUGAUGUCUUAGUGGAAGUGGCUCAGCAGUCAGCGGAGUUAGCUCACACUAAUUUCGCCCGUCUACUCCUUUGCCCAGUUGGGGAAUAUUCAAGCGGCCAGCUGGGGUUAGUCGUGCGAUAUUGCCCUUCGCUUUUCUCUGUCACUAUUUCUGUUAAAGAAGGAUUGACAGAUAUUGAUCUGUUUUGCCUAACGAGUUUGAAGAACCUACAGAUACUCAAAUUCCCAUGCUCAGGUGAAGAGGAUGAAGAGUAUGAUGAGGAUGAAGAGGAUAAUGACGAAAUUACCUUUGACUUGGGCUUGGUUCCCGUACUGAAAGUAAUCGGAAGUUCAUUACAAGUUCUCGACCUAUCGUACUUUGAAUUCGUUGACAUUUGGACCCUCGUCAAGUUUUGCCCCAAUUUAAUAUCCUUGACAUUCGACAAUCAAUGCCACAGUUUAAGUGCCUUGUCUGAAAACGAAAUAAUUCAACUGCGCAAUGAAAAAGGGCAAGUUUACUUUCGACAUCUUAAGGAUCUCGUCUGCGGCUUCAACCUUUCACAUGACAUUCUAUUUGAUUUGUUAUCUUGUCCUUUACUAGAGAGCGUUUACAUAGAAUAUGGUGACGCGCUCACUGACGAUUUGUUACAACAAGUCAUAGCGAAUGGCUUCCUGAAAAAUCUUAAGUUACUAAGUUUAGAAUCCUGUGAUUUAGUGACAAAGGAGGGAUUAGAUCCAUUAGUGAUAAAUGACAAUAAUCUUGAACAAAUUAUUUUCCAAUUUUGUGAAAAGAUAACCAAACAAAAUGUUUGGGAUUGGCUCAACUUUGCUCGUCGUAAAAAUUGGAAGCUGCGUUUAGAAUUCCAGAAUGUUGAUACUAAAAUUAAGGUUUUCUAUGAAACGUAAAUUAAUAGCCUGUAGGCCCACUAAAAAAAAUACACACAACGCACUUAUUUUAUUUUUGGUGUAGAUA